This is a messenger RNA of Zingiber officinale, 381 nucleotides long. Its product is annotated as CRIB domain-containing protein RIC10-like. The record is from RefSeq and is a predicted model, not a curated record. Lineage: Eukaryota; Viridiplantae; Streptophyta; Magnoliopsida; Zingiberales; Zingiberaceae. The transcript is spliced from 4 exons. Bases 7 to 381 code for a protein of 124 amino acids.
AUUAAGAUGAAGGGCAUCUUCAAAGGGAUGAGAUACAUCUCUCAAAUCUUUGUGGUGCAGCAGAAGGAGCAUGAGAUGGAAAUAGGGUACCCUACAGACGUGAAGCACGUAGCUCAUAUUGGCUCUGACAGUCCUUUCUGGAUGGAGGAGUUCAAAUCGGCAUCAGAUUUCUCAGGUUCCCUUAGCAAUUAUGGCUCUGUGGGGGAUUCCUGGGCUUCUCAAGAUUUUGAUCGGCAGAGAGACAUCUUCAUGGACCCGCCUUUGCCGCGCAUACCAAAGGCCCCGAAGAAGAAGAAGAAGAGGAGCAAGAAGAAGACGACGGAGUCGUCGUCGUCGUCGUCGGAGCAAUCGUCGGUGAAGCCGACGGAGUCUUUGGUUUGA